AUGAACUCCAUUUUAUGGGGAGACGUAGAGGAGGAUCUCCUACGCGAGAAAUUACGCCAAUUAAAACGACUGCAGGAGAUAAAGACCAACGACUUGGUGAGUAAUUAUUUAAUUCAUUUCAUCCUAUUGGUUAAUAAAAUCCUUGCUAAGAGUGAAGAGGCCAAACGAGGGGCAGAGCUGAAACAGGAAAGGAAAAAAAAAAAAAUAAUUGAAGAAAACAUACACAAAAUAAAGCAAACACUAACCCAAAGCAAGCAUGGGGAGAAUUUCAAACGGGAGGAACUGCUGUGCCAGCCUGAUGGCUGGAGUCCACUGGGUGGUAUAAAUGACCUGAGGGAAGAAAAACUACCAGAAGAGUUAACCACGGAAGAGGGCAACGACGCCAGUCAGGUGGACAAGAAAUGUAACUUUGCCCAACUGUGCCAGGACCUCAUGGAGGGGUUCUACAUGUGCAUAUCUCUGCUGCUGAGGGGUAUGAGGGAGGGUAGGGAUGAACCUGUUCGUGCGGACAAAGCGGAGCAGAGAGGUGUUAGCAGCAGUCGCGUUAGCGGCAGUGGCGGUUGCCCCUCUGCGGGAAACGAACGGUGGGCCUUCCAUCUCCCCCUGAUGUACCUCGCGCUCUGCUUCUACCACAUGCACCUGAUAAGUGACGAAGGGGAGAAGAACCACCUGCACGUCAGCCUCUUCCUCCUUCUAAUUUCCUUCCCGCACUUUAAGGACAAAGCAAUUGUGCACUACGUGUGCGUGGACGGCAAGGUCUACCUCAGGUUCGACGUAUCUGUCGCGAGGCUCUUGUCCCGCGUGUGUAAGAUGGUGGGGUUGAAUUGCAAACGGGAAGGGGACGCCUACUCCUGCUUGUUCUUCCUGACGCACAGUUUUUUGUUCCUCCAGUGUGCUAACCAGGGGAAAGCGGCAGGCGCGGAGAAAGGGGCAAACGCGGAAAAGGGAGAGAAAAAAAAAUACAACUCGUUCCAAGACAUGAUAAACAUUAUUCAGCACAUCAACCAAGUGUUCCUCGAGUUUAACUUCAUCACGGCGUCCACUUUCCUUGCCAUGAAAAGUAUCGAUUUGCACUCCUUCCUCCUGAGAAGUGACAUAGAGGAGGUGAGGCAGAAGUGUAGGUCGAUGCCUCUCAUCACGAGGGAAGAACCCAUAGCGGGAGGAAACCCCAACGAGACGACCCCCCCGCAUGGUGAGCUCGUCUACCUGACUGAGGAGUUAACACAAGAGGACUGCCACUUUUAUGGGGACCCCAGAUGUGUCGAUGCAGAGGAGGGAGGAGAGAAAAGGAUCGACACACAGAUUGAGAACAAGCUGAAUAAAAUAAUGGAAACUACCACGUCCCUGUUUGAAAGCAUAAACGAAUGCAUAUACCUUUUCCUAGAUGUGCACUUCCUUAGCAUUUACGAGUAUCUUGUUUUGUUUUCCCUCUGUAUGACCAAAGACGUUAGCAAAUUAUUUCAUCAUUUCAAGGGAGAAAAAAAAAAAAAAAAAAAAAAACUUUCUCAACGGUACAAGUACAUGGCGUACAGGAACUUGCUUGAGAUUUAUAUUAUAUAUUUGAAACACAAUUAUUUGCGUUAUGCGAAUAAAAGGGGGGGAGCAGGAGGAGGAGACGACGACGACACGUAUGCAAAGGCGUGUGAGGUUUAUGGACGCAUGGACAAGGUGAAGGGGACCAUUCGUUCGUUGCUUCAAGGGUGUGGUGGCAGGAACAACACACACCAUAUGGGUAGCAACCCACUGGAGGGAAAAAAAGGGAACGAAGGGAAAAAGAAAAACACAGCAAGGGGUUGUGGAGAAGGGGGAAAAUUAUGCAGUAGGGACGACUUUUACAAAAACAAAAUUUGUAUUCGUGAUAACGUCAUCGACCAGGAGGAGGAUGAUCUGGGAGUAGCUUCCUACCUGGAACGCACCAUACCAGUGAGCACCUCUGAUGUGAAGACUAUGCCAAAUGAAGAACCUACUCAUUAUUCAUGUGGAGAGAAAUUUCCAUCGAAACGUCUUCGAGACGUUUUCUCCCUCGUGGGCGAUAGCAACAUCGCUUAUGAGUUUAUACGUGAACAAAUUGUGCACAGCAAUAAUUUCAAUUUUGAAUUGGGUCAAGAGGAGGAGGAGAUGGAGGGGGACGUCGGCAGGAGGAGUCAACAUGUCCUCCCUGGGGCGAAUGAGCAAAUGUCCUGUUCGACGUUCCUUCAGGGGAAGAUAAAAAAAGUGGAUGGCUUGGUGGGGGAAAUUUUCUCCCAGGUUUUGGCCGAAGCUGAACGCGCAGGUGCUCGUCCCUUCACAUCAUCAUCAGCAGCAGUAGCAGAAGAAGAACCGGUAACAAUAACCACCGCUACCGAAGCGACUGCCCUGCCGAACGGCGACGCGACCCCCUGGGUAAACAUCCACCUGGACAAGGACCACGCUGCUGAGUUUCUUCAAAUGUUUCAAUUUGAAAAAGUUAACCUUCCCCACAUGCAAUUCGAAGUUUGCAACUUUGGUCACUCAGAGUACGCCAAGCUAGCCACAGAUAAGAUGAAAAAGGUGUAUACAGGUUUCUCCAAGGGAAGGGGUGAUCAAGAGUGUGAGCAGUGGCAUCCCCCUCCUUUGCGUACCCCCCAUGGAGGGCAGGAAGAACAGAGCACCUGCAUAGGGCACUGCGAGCAUGCACACUACCUAUGCCACAACUUUGACCAAGUACAAUUUUUAUUUAAAAAGGUAAAAAAAUAUAAAAAAAAAACGCUCACAUAUUUCUCCCUGCAUAACGAAACAACAUUACACUUGGAUAUCCUCCUGAAUUCAAGUGAAUCCUAUUUUUACUUUAACUUUUUUACCAAUUCGUAUGAACAGUACAUACAGAACUGCAGACAAAUGUUAAAUUGCAUGAGUGCCCCUUUGGCCCACAUAACACAUAAGCAGUACUUGUCCUACCAGCGAGAAAUGGCUCUGAAGUGUGCACUCAUCUUAAAGGAUAUUUUCAUUUGCACAAAAUGUAACACCCUUAUCGAUAACAUGCACAUGAAUGACCUGAACAAAAACAGGAACCUCCAAUUUGAUGAUCACAUCGGAGGACCUCUCACUAGUCAGGAAAAGGGAUUAAUCUUACAAAUCGUGAAAUAUUAUUUCUUCUUUUUGAAUACCUACCAAAUUGAGGAAGAGUUGACCAACCCAGAUUCUUCCUUCCAAAACGAAGAGGAAAAAAAAGCCUACUUUGACAUAUACUUUUAUGUGUGCAAAACGCUGUCCGCAGUGGACGACAAAACCUUCAUCGUGCAGGCCCUCCAACAUUACCAGCGUUUGCUCAACUACGCCGCCAAAAAUAAAAUGUAUCAUGAUGAGGGGUACAAUGAUUAUAUGCGCGACGUGUGUAGGAAGUCCAUUUGUGUGUUGCGCGGGAAGAUGCACGAUUUGGGGUAG
Molecule: messenger RNA, 3402 nt
Organism: Plasmodium fragile
Lineage: Eukaryota; Apicomplexa; Aconoidasida; Haemosporida; Plasmodiidae
Exons: 1
Coding region: 1-3402 (1133 amino acids)
Source: RefSeq, a predicted model, not a curated record